This is a messenger RNA of Parnassius mnemosyne (clouded apollo), 4647 nucleotides long. NCBI's taxonomy places the organism in Eukaryota, Metazoa, Arthropoda, Insecta, Lepidoptera, Papilionidae. The record is from the annotation of a GenBank genome assembly.
AUGCGAACAUUAGAGCAGUGUUUCGGCCGCCCGGAAGUAAUUAUCGAUCGCGCGUUAGAAGAAUUGAAACGCCUUCCGCGCCCGGGUCAAACUGCACAGGAGCUAAAUGCGUUCGCAAUAAAGUUGCAAAAUAUCGUGUGCAUUUUGCAAAACGUAGACGGCAAGGGAUAUCUGCAAAAUCCAAUGCUUACUAGGGAGGUAACGAGUAAGUUAAGCCCUCACUUACGGUCGCGUUGGUGUGAUUAUGCGGAGCACUACGGGAGUGCAGACGAGCCGGACAUCGUUACACUGUCCAGGUUCAUGAUGAGAGAGGCUGAUCGUGCGGUGAGUCAUGCCUAUACUUCCGUAGAGCCGACUAAGGAAUCGCCCGUAAGACGAGAGGCGCCGCCGUCGAAGAGGAUAGUGACACGCCGCGUAGAGAAUAGGGCUCGCGACGUAAAAACGUUCACCGCACAGGAGGACACCGGUAGUGCCUCUUGUAUGUGCUGCGGAGGUGAACACGCGAUAGCAAAGUGUAAAAAGUUAGCGCAAAUGGGUGUGGACGACCGGUGGAAUUGGGUAAAAGAAGACGGGGUAUGUUUUCUAUGUUUAAACAGUAAACACCGACGGUUUAAAUGUAAAGCAAAGAAAUGCGGCAUCGACGGCUGCAACGCCCCCCACCACGCCCUCCUUCACACCCGCAAGACCCGUGCACCUGAGACAUCGGCCAAACCAGAUGAGACCGUACUCGUCGCGUCUAACGUCGGUAGGAAUGCAGCCGUAUUGUUGAAAGUGUGUCCCAUUACGUUACGUGGACCACACGGUAAGGAAAUAGACACGUACGCGUUGCUCGACGAAGGUUCGACUAUUUCGUUGAUCGAUGACGACUUAGCGCGUGAGUUAGGAGCGGAAGGACCGGUAAAGCCGCUGAAUAUUAGGGGAAUAAGCAAUAGUCAGCGCGAGGCCGAUAGCAGGCUAGUCAACAUAGGCAUACGUGGAAAAUCGCGCAGCGAGAUGUAUAGAAUAAAUGCGCGUACGGUAACGAAUUUACAGAUAGGUUCGCAGUCGGUGAAUAAAGAGUGUUUACGUCUAAAGCAUUUACGCGACCUACCGAGCUCGGUUUGCUAUGAGGACGCCAAACCGAGAUUGUUAUUAGGAGCCGACAAUUGGCAUUUAAUAAUCACCCGUAACUUGAGGAUAGGGCGUCGAAGGCAGCCUAUAGCUGCACGUACGUUAUUAGGAUGGGUGAUACAAGGAACCGUGCCGCGAUUCACGUGUAGGGAGGACGGUGAAACCGUGUUACACGUCGUAAGCAGUAGCGGACGGAUAGAUAGGGACAUCCGAACGUUCGCGAGUCAAGACGAGGAGAUAACGGAACUCCUCAAACGGCAGUACGAGAUCGAUUCCAUCGGUAUCUCGCUAAGGAAUAGGCCGCGACGGGAAGAGGAACGCGCUGUCGAGAUAUUCCAGCGCACCGUCAAGAAGGUCGGCGAUCAAUACCAGGUGGGACUGCCAUGGAAGGACGACGACGUGCGGAUGCCUCCUAGCUACGAGAUGGCUGCUAGAAGACUGCGGACGAUCGAGAGGAAAAUGGACAAAUCGCCGGAAUUUCGAGACGCCUAUACCGCACAAAUAGAUAACCUCCUGGCGAAAGGAUACGCAAGGGAAGCCGAGGGGACAGAGAGAGAGGACCCUAAGAGCUGGUACCUGCCCCACUUCGCAGUACGAAACCCGAACAAGCCUGGGAAGACGAGAGUGGUUUUCGACGCGGCAGCGCGUGCGUCCGGCAAAUGUUUGAACGAUUAUUUGCUUGACGGCCCCGACUUGUUACGGAACCUACCGGGCAUACUGUUUAGAUUUAGGGAGAACGAAAUAGCUGUGUCAGCGGACAUUAGGGAAAUGUUCCUACGCGUUAAGAUUGACCGUCGCGACCAGCCCGCGCAAUUAUUUCUGUGGCGAGGUAACGAGCGAUCCAGCCCACCGCGGGAAUACGUUAUGACUUCAAUGAUUUUCGGUGCGAGGAGCUCGCCGUUUCUCGCACAUAGCGUUAGGGAUCAUAACGCGCGCGCACACGCUGAGACACAUCCGUUGGCACUUAACGCUAUCGUACGUAGUCACUACAUGGAUGACUACCUAGACAGUUAUGCUACGGUAGAGGAAGCGGUAAACACUGCGAGGCAGGUUACGGAAGUCCACCAGCAGGCCGGCUUCACCUUAACGGGCUGGAAUUCGAACCACGCAGCCCUACUAGAAGACAAGCCGGAGGAAUUAUUAGCGAGCAAGCCUAAGGAGGUAGGCUUGAGGCAAGACAGCCCAGGCAGAACCCUAGGGCUAUUAUGGAUGGCCAAUAAAGACGCCUUAACGUUCAACACAUCCAUGAACCGGGUACCGAACGAGGUGAAGACGCUGCAGAGGCCACCGACCAAGAGAGAGGCGUUGAGUGCAGUCAUGUCGGUUUUCGACCCGCUUGGACUGCUGAGCUACCUCACCAUCACCGCCAAGAUUCUGCUGCAAGACCUGUGGCGGAUGAAGAAGGUCGGAUGGGACGACGAACUACCCGAGGAGGCAGCUGAGGAAUUCCAGAGGUGGCUGCGAGUCGUCGAGGAAGUAUCACGACUGCGGCUGCCUAGGUGCUAUGCUCCUACGGGGGGAGUGGUAGAGCGUCAGCUCCACGUGUUCAGCGACGCAAGCGAACGUGCGUACGCAUCCGCGGCGUAUUGGCGAUUACGAUACCGCGACGGAACGGUUAAGGUACGAUUAGUGGCGGCCAAGGCGAAAGUCGCCCCGAUAAAGGCGCAAAGCAUACCACGGUUAGAAUUGCAGGCGAAUCUGAUAGGCGCGCGACUCGCGGAAUUCGUGCAAGGCGAGCACAGAGUGGUAGCCGAUAGGGUAGUUUAUUGGACAGACUCCACUACGGCGCUCCAUUGGAUUCAAAACGAUACGGCGCGUUACACCCCAUACGUAGCACAUAGAUUAGGGGAGAUAUCGGAGAAGACGUCACCCGAGCAAUGGAGGUGGAUACCGACCACAGACAACAUCGCGGAUCAGGCAACGCGCAUUAAUUAUACGUACAAGGAAGAGAGCGACAAAUGGUUUACGGGACCGCCAUUCCUGUACGAAGAGGAAGAUCGAUGGCCUCGACGACGGGAAGAGAAGGCAGGGGAUGAAGAUGAUGAGAUGGAGGAAGUCGUGGCGCACCAGAGCGACACCAGGAGCGCUCCACACCUGCCAGACAUCGAGAGGUUCUCUUCUUACGAGAGAUUGGUCAGGGCCACCGCUCGGAUAUUACAGUUCGUCGAUGCCAUGAGAGGAAAGGCGCACGGACUAACAUUGGACCACAUCCAGAAAGCAGAGCGGAUGUGGAUAGAGCGAAGUCAACGAGUGAGUUUUGCUGAAGACAUCGGUCGACUGCAGAAAGGAAGGAACUUGGCAACCGGCAGCGCGUUAAGAAAGCUCGACCCCAUAUUCGAAGAUGGCGUACUGCGAGCUAGAGGACGGAUUGACGCAGCCAAUGUGGACAGCCAAAUGAAGAGGCCCAUCAUCCUGAACGGACGCCACCAGUUUGUAAAGCUGCUUGUGGAGAAGGCGCAUAAGGAAGCAAGCCACGCCAACAGGGAACGGGUAGUGAACGACCUACGCACGAGAUAUCACAUACUUCGACUACGACCGACCGUACGAGAAGUGGAGCGGAGAUGUCUGCGGUGCAGGGUACGCAAGGCGACACCUCGGCCAGCGGUUAUCGGAGAUCUACCACCUGAACGGUUAGGGGCAUUCGCGCGACCAUUCACCUACACCGGAAUCGACUAUUUCGGGCCUAUAACGGUAACAAUAGGACGUAGGCAUGAAAAACGGUGGAUAGCGUUAUUCACUUGUUUGACGACGCGCGCGGUACAUUUAGAGAUAGUUUAUUCCCUAACGACGGACUCGGCGAUAUCGGCAUUGCGGCGCAUGGCGGCUAGGCGUGGGUGGCCACGGGUCAUCUACUCGGAUAACGGGACAAACUUUCAUGGGGCGGACACCGAAUUACGACGGGCGAUGGAAGAGUGGGCACCCCUGCUGAAGGACUACGCGUUGACUCGGCGGACGGAUUGGAAGUUCAUCGCGCCGGGUGCGCCGAACCAGGGAGGCGCAUGGGAGCGUCUCGUGCGCUCGGUGAAGACCGUGCUCGAAGCCACACUCAAUCAGAAGAGCCCACGGGAGGAGACAUUAGCGACGCUCCUCACAGAAGCCGAAAACACCGUUAACUCUCGACCGUUGACGCACGUACCGGUCGACAUCGACGAAGAAGAGGCAUUGACACCCAACCACUUCUUGCUGCUGGGACCAUCGAGCCUUCCAGUGACCGCGCCGUGCACGCCUAAUGAUCGUCGGGCGUGGAGAGCGGCGCAGGGACUUGCCGACGAGUACUGGAAGCGCUGGGUGAAGGAAUACCUGCCGACGCUGGUUGCGCGCGGAGACUCAAGGGACGUGCAGCAGCGCCCGGUACAAGAAGGAGACCUCGUCGUGGUGGCAGACGGGACCAUGCCGCGGAACGUGUGGCCAAGAGGAGUUGUAACGAGGACCUUUCCCGGACCAGACGGCGUGGUACGGAACGUGGAAGUGAGGACCAGGGGCGGAUUGCUGCGGCGGCCGGUCAGGAGGAUCGCCGUCCUCCCGAGUGCAGCCUAG